This is a messenger RNA of Aplosporella prunicola CBS 121167, 1059 nucleotides long. RefSeq lists its product as uncharacterized. Gene Ontology annotation, molecular function: oxidoreductase activity, acting on NAD(P)H. The transcript has 2 exons. Lineage: Eukaryota; Fungi; Ascomycota; Dothideomycetes; Botryosphaeriales; Aplosporellaceae. The record is from RefSeq and is a predicted model, not a curated record. Bases 1 to 1059 code for a protein of 352 amino acids.
AUGAUGCAGACUGGUACCCGCACGGCUUUGGUGGCCGAGGGGGCUGCACGGUACAAGUUGGUGAACGACGCAGCCAUGCCACUGGUAAAGCCAGAUAUGGUCCUCUGCAAGGUCAGAGCGGUGGCGCUCAACCCAGCAGACUGGAAGAUGGUCGACUUUUCCGCAACGCCAGGUGCAGUGGGCGGCAAUGACUUUGCCGGUGAAGUUGUUGAGACUGGAAGCCAGGUGACAAGACUCAAGCCGGGCGAUCGUGUCUGCGCAAUGAUGUUCGGGCUCAACCCAUCCGACAAAACGACAGGGGCGUUCGGUACCUUCGCGGCGGCCACAGAGGAUUUGGCAUGCAAGAUCCCGGACGGGAUGACUUUCGAAGAGGCCUCGACCCUGGGAUUGGCCAUCGGGACGGCAGGCAGCGCUCUCUACCAGAGCCUGGGACUUCCAAUGCCAGAAGCCCCUGCGAAGAAGCCUAUUACAGUACUGGUAUCGGGAGGGGCGACGGCGACCGGAACCAUCGCUGUCCAGCUGUUGAGAGCAUCCGGACUCAUUCCCAUUGUUACUUGCUCGCCGACCCACUUCGACAUGUUGAAGCGGCUGGGAGCAGCCGAGACUUUCGAUUACCACUCGCCAACCUGCGGUACGGAGAUACGCGCAUACACCAACGACCAACUGGCGCAUGUGUUUGACUGUGUCACCGAGGCGGCAACAAUGAAGAUGUGCUAUGAAGCCAUUGGGUCGGCGGGCGGCAAGUACGUGGCGCUGGAUCCGUUUGCGACGCACGUCCAAUACACGCGGCGAGACGUACAUGCCGACUGGCUCAUGAUAUACUCGCUGUUCGGGAAGCGGGUCGAGCUGGCUGGCGUAUAUGGCAGGGCAGCUCGUCGGCUGGAUCGCGAAUUUGCAGCUCGCAUGUUUCCGCUCGCCGAGCGGCUGCUGGAGGAGGGCCGGCUGGCUCCACACGCCGCCGAAGUGCGAGUCGGUGGAUUGGAUGGCGUGUUGGACGGCAUUGAGGAGCUGCGGUGGGGAAAGGUCAGAGGGAGGAAGCUUGUGUAUCCAAUAGCUUGA